AGAGAGAGAGAGAGAGAGAGAGAGAGAAGAGGGCGCCGCGCUCGCCAGCUCUCGCAGGCUAGGAAAGUGGCGGAGCCGUACAGGACCUGUUUCACUGCAGGGGAUCCAAAACAAGCCCCGUGGAGCAGCAGCCAGAGCCAGAGCAGCCGCAAGACAUUGUUUCUCUCCCUCUGUCCCCCUUCCCCACGCAACCCCAGAUCCAUUUACACUUUACAGAGCAUUGUGCAGCAAGUCACCAGGGUGGUCCAUUCAAGCUGCAGAUCUACCUGUCAUUGUUGGACAACAACCUCCUCUUCCACUGGCCCAACAGGGAAGUGUGUCCCAGCAAACUGGAGCCUAAUGAAAGAAACUAUUUUGAAGACUCAAAAGUUGUGCUGCUCUGGACCAUGAACAAGACAGAGGGGACUUCAGCCUGCACAAAUCACCUGGAAUCCUGAUUGAUUUCUGGUUCAAGUGUCUUACAUUGAGUUUCUCCUGUCACCUAUUGUACUCAAGCAAAAUCUGUGGGAAAAGCUCUACUGGGAAGGGGCCGAUUGCUUCUGGUCUCCAGUGGAUGAAAGCAGAUGGUAUCGAGGGUCUUUUGCUUUUGCCCAGAGCUGGUCUUGAACCAAGAUUCCCCCCCUCCAUCUCCUGAGUGGCUGGAAUUACAGGCACAUGCCACCAUGGCCAGCUAUCCUUCCCUUUGGUGGAUGCUUGUUUUCCAAAGAAAUUAGACCAAAAUUUUCUCAGUGACAAGACACAAACCUGCUGUGUUCAGAGGGAAUUUCUCGCUUUUCUAUACAAGGAAGGAAGAAUAGACCAGACCCCAGCCCCGGCUUCCAUGGUGAAGUACAAGCCAAGGCUACUUGGGAACUGUGAGCAGUGAAUGUUGAUCCGGAGCUGCCGCUGGCCCAGUGCGCCCUGGAGGAGAUGAUUCCUCAUGAAGAACCUGGGUCCCCUACAGCCAUCCAAUGUGACCUUCCGUGUAUCAGACUGAAAUCCCAGCUCGCGCCACAGUGAAAGCAGCCACCGUGGAGGGGGGACGGCGAAAAAUGAAAUCCAACCAGGAGCGGAGCAAUGAAUGCCUGCCUCCCAAGAAGCGCGAGAUCCCCGCCACCAGCCGGCCCUCGGAGGAGAAGGUCACCGCCCCGCCCAGCGACAACCACCGGGCGGACGGCCCGGUGGCGGCGGCGGCCGCGUGGCUCCCCGGCCACCCCCCGGGCAGCCGGGGCCCUGGGGGAGGGCGGCACGGGCCGGUGGGGCCGUCCACCGAGCUUGGUUUACAACAGGGAAUAGGUUUACACAAAGCACUGUCCACCGGGCUGGACUACUCCCCGCCCAGUGCUCCCAGGUCGGUCCCCUCGGCCACCACGCUGCCCGCGGCCUACCCUCCGCCGCAGUCGGGGACCCCGGUGUCUCCGGUGCAGUACGCCCACCUGCCGCACACCUUCCAGUUCAUGGGCUCCUCCCAGUACAGCGGACCCUACGCCGGCUUUCUCCCUUCACAGUUGAUCUCCCCCUCGGCCAACCCCGUCACCAGUACGGUGGCCACGGCCGGGGGCGCCACCACUCCAUCCCAGCGCUCCCAGCUGGAGGCCUAUUCCACUCUGCUGGCCAACGUGGGCGGUCUGAGCCAGGCCGCUGGGCACAAGAUCGAGCCGCAGCAGCAGCCGCCGCCGCCGCCGCCGCCGCAGCACCUGGGCAGGACCCCCGGGCUCCUCACCCCGGGGUCCCCUCCGCCCACCCCGCAGAACCAGUACGUGCACAUCUCCAGCUCUCCGCAGAGCGCCGGGCGCACGGCCUCGCCGCCGGCCAUCCCCGUCCACCUGCACGCGCACCAGGCCAUGAUCCCACACACGCUCACCCUGGGCCCGUCGUCCCAGGUGGUGGUGCAGUACGGCGGCGGCGACCCCGGCGGCCACCACUUCGUCCCCCGUGAGCCCAGCAAGAAAGACGGAGGCAGCAGCAGCAGGCUGCCGCAGGCCAAGGAGGUGUUGAAUGGGGAGAUGGAGAAGGGCCGGCGGUACGGGGCGCCCGCCUCUGCCGACCUGGGAUUGGGCAAGGCGGGCAGCAAAUCGCUCCCGCACCCUUACGAGCCCAGGCACGUGGUGGUCCACCCCAGCCCCGCCGACUACAGCAGUCGAGAUCCACCCGGGGUCCGCGCGUCCGUCAUGGUCCUCCCCAACAGCAGCAGCACGCCCGCAUCCGACCUGGAGGCCCAGCAGGCCGCGGCGCAUCGCGAGGCCUCCCCGUCCGCCCUCAACGACAAGAGCGGCCUGCACCUCGGGAAGGCCGGCCACCACCACCGGUCCUACGCGUUGUCCCCCCACACGGUCAUCCAGACCACACACAGUGCUUCAGAGCCUCUCCCCGUGGGACUGCCGGCCACCGCCUUCUACGCGGGCACUCAGCCCCCGGUCAUCGGCUACCUGAGCGGCCAGCAGCAGGCGAUCACCUACGCAGGCAGCCUGCCCCAGCACCUGGUGAUCCCUGGCACCCAGCCCUUACUCAUCCCAGUGGGCAGUCCGGAUAUGGACACCCCGGGGGCAGCCUCUGCCAUCGUCACCACGUCGCCUCAGUUCGUCACCACCGCCCUGCCCAAGAGUGACAACUUUAACCCCGAGGCCCUGGUCACCCAGGCUGCCUACCCAGCCAUGGUCCAGGCUCAGAUCCACCUACCCGUGGUCCAGUCGGUGGCCUCGCCCGCCGCGGUGCCGCCCACGCUGCCACCCUACUUCAUGAAAGGCUCCAUCAUCCAGCUGGCCAACGGGGAGCUGAAGAAGGUGGAGGACCUGAAGACGGAAGACUUCAUCCAGAGCGCGGAGAUAAGCAACGAGCUGAAGAUCGACUCGAGCACGGUGGAGAGGAUCGAGGACAGCCACAGCCCCGGGGUGGCCGUGAUACAGUUCGCUGUCGGGGAGCAUCGGGCACAGGUCAGCGUUGAAGUCUUGGUAGAGUAUCCAUUCUUCGUGUUUGGACAGGGCUGGUCAUCCUGCUGUCCAGAGAGAACGAGCCAGCUCUUUGAUUUACCAUGUUCCAAACUCUCAGUUGGGGACGUCUGCAUCUCGCUCACCCUCAAGAACCUGAAGAAUGGCUCUGUUAAAAAGAGCCAGCCCGUGGAUCCUGCCAGUGUUCUGCUGAAACACGCCAAGCCCGACAGCCUGGUGGGCAGUAGACACAGGUAUGCCGAGCAGGAAAACGGAAUUAAUCCCGGAAGUACCCAGGUACUCUCUGAGAACGGUGAACUGAAGUUUCCAGAGAGAACAGGAUUGCCUGCAGCAUCCUUCCUCACCAAAACAGAACCCAGCAAGCCCACAGCCACGAGGAAGAGGAGGUGGUCAGCACCCGAGACCCGCAAACUGGAGAAGUCAGAAGAUGAGCCACCUUUGACUCUUCCCAAGCCUUCUCUAAUUCCUCAGGAGGUUAAGAUCUGCAUUGAAGGCCGCUCCAACGUGGGCAAGUAGAGGCCGAGGCCUGGCAGAGGAGGUGUGGCUCCCCUCUCCAUUUGUAUCCAGAUUACUGUACUGUAGGUUAAAUAACAGUAUUUCCAUGUUACUCUCUUCCUUUAGGUUUCUGUUCUAACCUUGUCAUUAGAGUUACAGCAGGUGUGUUUGCAGGAGGCUAGUGCAUAUGGUUCGUCUGCAGUGUCCGUGGGGAGAAGGUGGGUGGAAGGUCUGUCAGAGCAGAAGCCACCACGCUGGCAUCCAAAGUGGCAUUGCGUGUGACGUCACCUGUGCCUGCUUUCCCCAGCUGCAUCCUGUGUGUGCCGCCUCCCGCUAGUCUCCAGAGCGAGUUCAGUGGGAAGACACCUGCGAGGGGCUGGUGGGGGGUGCACGAUGCCACGGGCAGUGAGUGAGGGUCUCUCUCUUUUCUCUGCCUCCCUCUCAGAAUAGGGAUUGGGGGAGGUUCAGAGCAGUGUCCCCCUGGGGUUCCCAUUGUGUAAAAUCAACACCAGGAACCCAGCUUCAGGGCAUGAAAGGGAAAGAGGCAUCAGUUGGCAAGAUGGAAAGCUAGCCGGUUCAAAGAUCAUUUUUCUCUCCAACAUAUUUUACAAUAAAAGCAAGUUUUAAUCAUCCUAUAGAUAUAUAUAUAUAUAUAUUUCCCCCUAUGGGGCCUGACUGCACUGAUACAUAUAUAUAUUUUUUAAGAGCAACUGCCACACGUGGGAUUUUGUUUCUAGUCCAGUGAUGGUGAAUGAGGAAGGCCUUGCUCUGGUCACUGGGAGUUGGGAUGGGUAGGAGUUGGGGGUUGGGGGAACAGAUGGAAACACCCACGCUGAUUUCUGUGCAGUGUUAUUUAGACAACCAAUCAGGUUAUUGUAUCUACUUUGUUCCCAAGAGACAGGGGCAAGCUGCCUUUCAGAGAGAGCGAGGGGAGCUCUCUUGAGUUGAGUUUGCGAAAAACCUUUUUGUCUUUGAACUCUAGUACUGUUUCUAAGUUUAUGACUGUGGGCAACUGGGGUGCCAUGUUUUUUCAGAUUCCAGUGUGACGUGAGGAAAUUAGAUUCUGAAGAUGCGCAUCUAUUACUGUUCUCUAAGCACUUAACAAUGCCGUGCACAUUUAUGGCCACGCAUCUUGGUCUGUCAUUUCAACGAGUACUGUAUCUCACUUUAAACUCUUUGGGAAGAGAAAAAAAAUUCAAAAGGAAAAAAAAAAAAAAAACCUAAGUUGCUUUCUUUCAACACUGUAACUACAUGUCAGCUGUUUGGAGUUGCUUACGAGCAAGCUAUUGAAAGUUUUCCAUGUGGCUUAAAGGGAUGAACAUGAAUCGUGAACUAGAAUGUGACAAUAAAUGACCGCCACGUUACUACCUGACAGGAGGCACUUGUCACUUUUGAUGUUGGAGAAAGUGAAAGGCAUAUGCAGAGAUUGGCAGAGAAACAGAGAGAGAAAAAGGCGUGGAGAAAAGAAUUCUCUUUUUUUCUUUUUUUCUGUCCAGUGUUUUUUAAGAUGAACUUUUUAAAGAAUCUUGCGAUUUGCACAUCUUGAGUUUAUAAUUUGUGUGAUAUUCCUGCAGUUUUUAAAUCCAAUGAUAUUGGUGGGAAAGGUUGGGAGGAGUGAACGAGCUUAAAUAAAUGUAGCAAACUUAUUUUCUAACCUGCCUAAA
Messenger RNA from Dipodomys spectabilis (banner-tailed kangaroo rat), 5086 nucleotides. RefSeq names its product ataxin 1 (gene Atxn1). The coding region runs from base 1032 to 3443 and encodes 803 amino acids. Lineage: Eukaryota; Metazoa; Chordata; Mammalia; Rodentia; Heteromyidae. The transcript has 10 exons. Gene Ontology annotation, cellular component: nucleus. Gene Ontology annotation, molecular function: RNA binding; protein binding. Gene Ontology annotation, biological process: nervous system development; negative regulation of transcription by RNA polymerase II. The record is from RefSeq and is a predicted model, not a curated record.